AUGAGUUUCAGAUUUCUACAUACUACAAAAUUAUUAAAACAUGAAAAUCCAUUAGGAUUACCUAAACAAAGCAAAAAUCUACCGAUAAAACAAAGAAUUGCUAAUGUGAAUAAUAUAAUCUUGGUUUCUUCAGCUAAAGGUGGUGUUGGAAAAUCUACAGUUUCAAUAAAUACAGCAUUAGCUUUAAAUCACCUUGGGAAAAGAAGUGGUAUAUUAGAUGCAGAUAUAUUUGGUCCCUCAAUUCCAAAAUUAAUGAAUUUAAAAGGAGAGUCAAGACUUAGCAAUACUGGUAAAUUACUUCCUAUGUCAAAUUAUGGAAUUCAAUCAAUGUCUAUGGGUUAUUUAGUUGGUGAUUCUCAACCUAUUGUAUGGAGAGGUCUAAUGGUAAUGAAAGCAUUACAACAGUUAUUAUUUGAUGUGGAAUGGGCUCCGUUAGAUUAUUUAGUUAUUGAUAUGCCUCCAGGUACUGGUGAUACUCAAUUAUCAAUAGGUCAGUUAUUAAAAAUUGAUGGUGCGAUAAUUGUAAGUACUCCUCAGGAUAUUGCAAUGAUUGAUGCUGUUAAAGGUAUUGUAAUGUUCAAUAAGGUGAAUAUACCCAUUAUUGGUCUUGUUGAAAAUAUGUCUUAUUUUAAAUGUCCAAAUUGUAACCAUGAAUCACAUAUUUUUAAACCUGGUAAUUUAAGAAUGGAAAAAUAUGGGUUGGAGACUGUUGCUUCAAUUCCAUUGAAUGAAGAAAUUUGUUUACAAUCAGAUAAAGGUAAACCAGUGCUUGUUUCAAAACCAGAUCUGGAAAUUUCAAAACCAUAUUUGGAAAUAGCUAGAUCAAUUAUAAACUUUAAGAAAUAA
Messenger RNA from Insectozyma verbasci, 846 nucleotides. Lineage: Eukaryota; Fungi; Ascomycota; Pichiomycetes; Serinales; Debaryomycetaceae. The record is from the annotation of a GenBank genome assembly.